AUGUCCAACCAGAAUGAGCUCAAUACAUACUUUGGGCCAGACGCCCUCAAGAAGUACUUUGAUCCCGAUUCCCAACCGCCUCUCCCGCUGGUGGAAAUUCCUGCCCGGUUGAACCCUUUCUACGAUGAUGGCGUGCGGAUAUACGCGAAGAUGAUGACCAUGCACCCGGCCAACAAUGUCAAGGCCAUGCCCGCGAUGAACAUGUUACAGAAAAAGGUGGUACCGGAUCAGACCCAGACCAUCAUCGAGUACAGCUCCGGGUCGACGGUCAUCUCCAUGUCGAUGAUCGCUCGCGUGAUGCACGGCAUCGACGACACACGCGCCUAUCUAAGCAACAAGACCAGCGAGGCCAAGCUGCGCCUGAUGCAAUUCUUCGGGCUCAACAUCAUGCUGUUCGGCGGGCCGUCGCAGCCCGAACCCUACGACGAGCGCGGUGGUAUCCAGAGUGCGCGUCGCAAGGCCAAGCAGUCGGAGGACAUCCUCAACCCCAACCAGUAUGAGAACAACGACAACUGGCAGGCCCACAUCCGCUGGACCGGCCCCCAGAUCUUCAAGCAACUGCCUGAGAUCAAUGUGCUCUGCGCCGGGAUGGGCACCUCGGGCACGAUGACCGGGCUCGGAACCUACUUCAAGGAGGCCAAGCCCUCGGUGUACCGUCUGGGUGUGUGCACCGCCGCAGGAGACCGCGUCCCCGGUCCCCGGUCCUUUGCUCUGAUGAGGCCGGUCGAGUUCCCGUGGAAGGAGGCUGUCGACUCCAUCGAGGAGGUCAAUUCGCUGGACUCGUACUCGUGGUCGUUGGAUCUUUGCCGCGAGGGGAUCAUCUGCGGACCGUCGUCCGGGUUCAAUCUCAAAGGCCUCUUCCAAAUGCUGGAGAAUCGCAAGGCCGCGGGGACGUUGUCCGAGCUGGCGGGGCCAGAUGGGCUCAUCCACAGCGUGUUCCUGUGCUGUGAUCUGCCCUACCAGUAUAUCGACGAAUACUUCCAAAAGCUGGGUGACGAGAAGUUCCACCCCAUCGUCAACGAGCAAUUGACGAAAGUGGACCUGUACCGAUAUGACGAGAGCUGGGAGCGCAGCCCGGUGGUGCUGUUCACGAAUUUCUACGAUACCCCCCAGGCCCUCCCGCAGGGGCUAUUGAACAACCUCGUGUUGCGCCCGCAAUGCUGCGUCUUAGACCUGCGAAAGGCAGUGGACUUUGGGUCGUGGCACCUCCCCGGAUCCAUCAACCUGUCCCUGCAGAGCCUGGAGUCGCCCCGUGCAAAGCCGUUCGCCGACCCGCGGGUGCUGGAGGCGCAGUGGCAGGAGCUCGACCAGCUGUUCCAGCCGGGCAACAUCAUCAGCACACUGAGUGAACAGCACGUGCUGGUGAUCUGCUACAAUGGUGACACCGCGCGAGUAGCUACCAGCGUAUUGCGAGCCAAGGGAAUCCAGGCGGAUAGUCUGCGUGGAGGCUACCAGGCACUGCGCGACCAUGGCCUGUGGGGUGAUGCGGUGAGCAAAGACCGGCCAAUCAAUGCGUGUCCCAAAGAGAUCAACGAAGUUGGCUCUGUUGGCGGAAAUACGACCUUCCCUCUCCUGAAGUCAAUGAUUGUGGUGAUGCUAUAUAGCAAGAUUCUCAAUGAUGGCCAUACAUUCUUCCCCUUGGGCCCCUUCUUCUACGCCCCUCUCCCGUCCCCUCCCCAGGCUGCCCUGCCCCUUGACCCUGACCGAUAA
Aspergillus campestris IBT 28561 is the source of this 1710-nucleotide messenger RNA. RefSeq names its product putative cysteine synthase B. Bases 1 to 1710 code for a protein of 569 amino acids. Gene Ontology annotation, cellular component: cytoplasm. Gene Ontology annotation, molecular function: cystathionine beta-synthase activity; cysteine synthase activity. Lineage: Eukaryota; Fungi; Ascomycota; Eurotiomycetes; Eurotiales; Aspergillaceae. The transcript is spliced from 4 exons. The record is from RefSeq and is a predicted model, not a curated record.